Messenger RNA from Aplysia californica (California sea hare), 1547 nucleotides. RefSeq lists its product as uncharacterized. The record is from RefSeq and is a predicted model, not a curated record. The transcript has 6 exons. NCBI's taxonomy places the organism in Eukaryota, Metazoa, Mollusca, Gastropoda, Aplysiida, Aplysiidae. Gene Ontology annotation, molecular function: protein binding. The coding region runs from base 1 to 1386 and encodes 461 amino acids.
AUGGCCGAGGAGAGGCUGACAGCAAAACAAACAAUCAACAACUCAACUUAUGUCUACAACACGCUGUUUUCCCCUCAUCAGGACUUCGUGUACGGUUUCCAGAGAUGGAACGUGAGUUUUGUACGCAGCGACCGUCAUAUUGGCGCCUUCCUCAAGCUUCAGACACCCUCCCAGGGACUCCGCUGUCGCCUCGACUUCUCCUUCACGGUCGUGAACAGGGACCACUUCACAAAAAAUGUGAGUUUCAUUGAGAAAAGCUGCGAGUUCUCGCCGGAGACUAACGUUUUUGGCAGAAAGACUUUCAUUGAGAUAGACGAUUUGAUCAAGCGCAACUUCCUCCACGAGUCUGGAGAUCUUCUGGUGGAGGUCGAGAUGCGGAACAUUCACAGCAUCUACGAGUGCUUUAUGCGCUUACCAAAAGAAGGCGGGGGGAGUGGCGGUUCUAGGCAUGGAUACGGCGACCGUAUGGAGUCAACGUACUUCAUGUUCGGCCUGUCUGAUUGGAGUAUUUCACUUUUCCCCGACAACAGCGUAGCUGAGGCGGACGGGAGCGUGGAAGUUCAGCUUCAGCGGCAUACCAGCUUUGACCAUCUGUGUUACGUCCGGUACAGGAUAAUCUUGGGAGACGAGGGGACCUUCGAUUCCGGUGACUUAGAGCAGGUCCUCGACGCCUCUGGGGUCGGGGAACCUUUCACGAUCGGUGCCUCAGUCCACAGGCUGUCACGUGGUCGGUCCACGCUCAGGGUGAAGGUAGAGAUGAUCUCCGUGGUGUCCGUCAGCGAGGUGUACUUGAACGCUUUCUCCAGAAGCAACAAUCAGAGUCGGGCGCACUUCUACGACCGCGACAAGCAGGCGUGGAUGGUGGAAGCUGACUCUACGGGGAAGUAUCUUGCCUUCCGCCUCUUCUACACGGACAUCUCGCACGUGCCUCGGAAGUUCUCGCGGUACGUCGGGUGGAACUUCCGGAUCAUCUCCAAGGCGACGAACGCCAGGGCGAAAAGAGCUCUGGACGGCCCGUUCAGCCGAUACUAUGUGCAGCAGGAGGCGGACGAUGGCUGCGUCAUCAGGACUGACGUCACGCUGGAGGAGUUGAAGGAGCCUGAGUGCCCGUAUAUGGACACAGACGACCGGAAGUUGACUCUCCACAUCGAAUGGCUCGACUCACAUCUGCUCAUCAACCCAAACUACACAAAUCUUGAUGACGUGGGAAGGUUGCACAAGCAUCAAAUGUCUCGAGAAAUUCUGGCCCUACAGGCAGAAAACUAUGCACUGGAGAAACAAUUGUACAGCUACCAGCAAUCCCUGGCCAAGACAAGCGCCAAGGACGGUCCGUCCAGCCGGAACACAAGCCGGGCCAACUCUUAUGACGCAGGGCCCAGAGCGUGAUGACGUCAUAGGACAAUGGCUGGGUGUUCAAGUUAUUGAUAGUAUUGCUGUGUUGCAACAAUAAUACGUGUAUAUGUAAUAUCAUGUAUACUUAGUGUACUAUUGACGAUUUUGUCGGCCAUGCGUGCGUUUUUACUCACUCACUCUAUCUGUCUGUCUAU